AUGCCCCGGCAGCAAAUCCUCAGGGCCGGUGCCCUCGGGCGUCGUGCCCCGCCGUCGACGACAACAACCUCCGCCGUUACCCGCAGCUUCACCACCUCGGGCCCCCAACUCGCCGAAGAAGACAACAACAACAAGCCCACCCGUUCAAUCUCCGCCGCAACAAGACUCACCAAGAUCUCGACCGGCGCCGCCGUCAAACGCCCCCUCGACAUCCGCACCCUCCGCGCCAACAACACCGGCCCCAGCGCCAGCCCUUUUGGGAAAGCCCCCUCUGCUAGUGGUGCUCCAACCGGGGCAAAAAUUCUCAGUAUCAAAUCCCUUCGUCUAGCUGCCCGGUACACUCCCGGUGGUGGAGCCGGGACUGUAGGACCGAGACCAAGCACUGGGUUUCGCUCCAACCAACAACAACAACAACAAACUGGAUUCCGUCGUGCUGGUCCCGGUGCGGGGGGGAGACAGCCAGGCAGUCGAUCUGCCCGUCUAGGCGGGAAGUUUACCCGUGGUGCUGGUGGUAAGGGAGGAAACAAGCAAGCCAGGAAAGAAAAGCCCAAGGAGGCCAACGAAGGAAAGAUGGUUCUUUCCGAGGCGGAAAAGGCGGUUGUGGAUCGGUACGAAAAAGGAGAAGUCGUGCCGUUUGUUCCUAAGCUGAGGAGAAAGGAUCUGAGCGGUUACGGCGGUGGGCUUGCUACCUCUGCGCAGUGGGGGAAGGUGCAGAGUGUGAUUCAGACUAUGAGGCUUAUGGGCGGGGGCCAGGCGUUCAACAGGGAUAGUGGGGUUACGAUGGAUAUCACUGCGGUUAGGAAGAGGGCGUUCAAGGAGGGGAAGCCGAUUUUUUUCAACAGUCAGGGGGAGAGGGAUUGGUUGGAAAAGGGGGAGAGGUUUUUUCCUGGACGGGCCCCGCUGAAGGCGAGGGAGGCGGUGUUAGAUUUGGCUGUGUUGGGCAAGUACAAGGAGGUGGGGUAUAAGGAGUUGGGGGAUGUGAAGGGGUUGAUUGAGAACUACACGGCGAGGACGUGGAGUUAUAGGGGGGAGGAUCAGAGGAGGUUUUUGGACAAGGUGAUGAGUUUGUUGCCUACUGAGGCGGCUAAGGGAAGGGGGGGUGCCCAGAAGAGGGCUUAA
Podospora pseudopauciseta is the source of this 1119-nucleotide messenger RNA. RefSeq lists its product as uncharacterized. The transcript has a single exon. The coding region runs from base 1 to 1119 and encodes 372 amino acids. The record is from RefSeq and is a predicted model, not a curated record. Lineage: Eukaryota; Fungi; Ascomycota; Sordariomycetes; Sordariales; Podosporaceae.